UCUGUGACCCCAUCGCGGAUUCACAACGCACCGUCGACGGCCUAAUCGGAACUUCAUUUUCGGGAAACCCUACUAAAUAUUUCCUCUCUCUCUCUCUCUCCACCCCUAGGGUUUAUCUAUCUGUCAACCAAUACUACAAACCUAACUCCUUUUCUAUGUAGAGGAAGACUAGGUUGCAUAAACUCUGAACUCGAAUUCCAAGUGGCGAGAAGAUGACCAAGGUAUACGGCACCGGAGUGUUCGACUUCAAGCGCCAUCGCGUUGCGGAGUACCCGGUGGUCGAUGGCGGUGCUGCCGCGCAGCAGGUCCCCGAGAAGUCGCCGGAGUCGCAGAUGGGGUCGCCUCUGCCCAACUCCAUCACUCUGCUCGAGAUCCAGCGCGACCGCCUUACUAAAAUUGCUGUGGCCAAUUGGUCCAAGGCUGGGAGCGGGGAGGCCCCGAAGAAGCCCUUCAGUCCGGAACUGGUGAAGGAGAUUUACGAUACGGAGUUGCUGGUGAAGGGCGGCCGGAAGCCCGUCCCCCUUCAGAGGGUGAUGAUCUUGGAGGUGAGCCAGUACCUUGAGAAUUACCUGUGGCCCAAUUUCGAUCCCGAGGCGGCCACGUUUGAGCACGUGAUGUCGAUGAUACUCAUGAUCAAUGAGAAGUUUAGGGAGAAUGUAGCUGCUUGGAUUUGCUUUUAUGAAAGGAAAGACAUGUUCAAGGCAUUUCUUGAGAGGGUUCUUCGGCUUAAGGAGGGAAGAAGCUUAAGUAUUGCUGAGAAGACAAAUUACCUGGUUUUCAUGAUUAAUGCCUUUCAGAGCUUGGAAGAUGAGAUAGUGAGUAGAAACAUUUUAAGAUUAGCGAGUUUGCAGUGCUGGCAUAGUUUAUCAUAUGGUCGUUUCCAGAUGGAGCUUUCCGUGAAUCGUGAUCUCCUGAAGAAAUGGAAAAGGAUCACUAGAAAAGCUAAGGAAGCAACCAAACGGGGAGAGCUCUUCGAUCCCUCAGUAUUGGUUGAAGUGACAUUUGUGAGAAAUCUCAUUCAAGAGUUUCUGGAGAUACUUGAUUUGAAGGUUUUUCCAAAAAAACAUGACAACGAGGAUGGAAUGUUUGCUCUUAAUGGUUUUGAUGGAGUCGAUGAUGCUUGCAUAUUGUACUGUGAGAGGUUUAUGGAAUUUCUUAUAGAUCUCUUGAGUCAACUCCCAACUCGGAGGUUUUUAAAGCCUCUUGUUGCUGAUGUAGCUGUUGUCUCCAAAUGUCAUUUAAGUGCCCUAUACAGGCAUGAGAAGGGGAAACUGUUUGCUCAACUGGUUGACUUGCUCCAGUUUUAUGAAGGCUUUGAGAUUGAUGAUCGUUUAGGGAGACAAAUGACCGAUGAUGAGGUGCUUCAAUCUCAUUAUGACCGCCUCCAGGCUUUUCAGCUUCUUGCAUUUAAGAAGAUUCCCAAGUUGCGUGAACUUGCAUUGGCAAAUAUUGGGGCAAUUAACAGGCGCUCUGAUCUUUCAAAGAAACUUUCUGUACUUUCUCCAGAAGAGCUAAGGGACCUAGUCUGCUGCCAGCUCAAACUGGUGUCAAAAGAUGAUCCAUGGUCAGAAAGAGUUGAUUUUCUUGUUGAAGUUAUGGUUUCUUUUUUUGAGAAACAGAGAUCGCAGAAGGAGGCCAUAAACGCUCUUCCACUUUACCCAAAUGAGCAGAUAAUGUGGGAUGAAAGCCUUGUUCCAAGCAUCAACUACACUGGGGAAGGCUGUCUAGCACUCCCAAAACUUAAUUUACAGUUUCUGACUCUUCAUGAUUAUCUGCUUAGAAAUUUCAACCUUUUCCGCCUCGAGUCAACGUAUGAGAUCCGGGAGGAUAUCCAAGAAGCUGUGCCGCAUCUCCUUGCUCAUAUUGAUAAUGAGGGAGAGACUGGUUUCCGUGGUUGGUCUAGAAUGGCUGUGCCAAUUAAAGAAUUUAAGAUUAGUGAGGUAAAGCAGCCAAAUAUUGGAGAGGUGAAGCCAUCAUCUGUGACAGCAGAAGUUACUUUCAGCAUUUCUAGUUACAAGACUCAAAUACGAUCUGAAUGGAAUGCCCUUAAAGAACAUGAUGUUCUCUUUCUACUAUCUAUUCGCCCUACAUUUGAGCCCCUAAGUGCAGACGAAUCUGCAAAAGCAACUGUCCCUCAGAAACUUGGUCUUCAAUAUGUACGUGGUUGUGAAAUUAUUGAGAUCCGAGACGAGGAGGGAACCCUCAUGAAUGAUUUCACUGGGAGAAUUAAAAGGGAUGAAUGGAAGCCUGCGAAAGGUGAUCUGAGAACUGUAACUAUUGCUCUUGAUACCGCUCAAUACCAUAUGGAUGUCACUGAUAUAGCAGAGAAAGGAGCAGAAGAUGUUUAUGGUAACUUCAAUGUACUCAUGAGGAGGAAACCCAAGGAAAAUAAUUUCAAAGCCAUUUUAGAAUCCAUAAGAGAUUUGAUGAAUGAAACUUGUAUAGUUCCUGAUUGGUUGCAUGAUAUAUUUUUGGGGUAUGGUAACCCUUCUGCAGCACAGUGGACGAAUAUGCCAGAUCUCCUAGAUACAGUUGAUUUCAAAGAUACCUUCCUUGAUGCUGACCAUGUCACAGAGAGUUUCCCAGAUUAUCAGGUUUGUUUUAUAAAUUCCGAUGGCACAGAAAACUUGCAGCCAAAUCCCCCUUUUCGAAUUGCGCUUCCAAGGAAUCUGAAAGGGAAUGCUCAGGCCCUUCCUGGCAAUGAAAAGUCUUCUGUAACUUCAGUUAACGAUACUAAUAUGGUGGAUGCCAGUACUGAGAGGGAAAAACUUAUUGUUGAGGCUUAUGUUCCUCCUGACCCAGGUCCAUAUCCACAGGAUCAGCCAAAGCAGAAUUCAGUCAGAUUUACACCAAUACAGGUUGGAGCAAUAACCUCAGGUAUUCAGCCUGGAUUAACUAUGGUUGUUGGUCCACCUGGUACAGGGAAGACUGAUACAGCUGUGCAAAUCCUUAAUGUACUUUACCAUAACUGUCCAUCUCAGAGAACACUGAUAAUUACUCAUUCCAAUCAGGCUCUGAAUGAUAUUUUUGAAAAGAUAAUGCAGAGGGAUGUUCCUGCUCGCUAUCUUCUUCGGCUUGGUCAAGGUGAACAAGAAUUAGCAACUGAUCUUGACUUUAGUCGACAAGGUCGUGUGAAUGCUAUGCUUGUUCGACGAUUAGAACUGCUCAGUGAAGUAGAGAGGCUUGCUAGAUCUCUCCAGCUUCCUGAGGAUGUAGGUUACACUUGUGAAACUGCUGGAUACUUUUGGUUGCUUCAUGUCUACUCAAGGUGGGAGCAAUUCUUAGCUGCUUCUGCAGAGAAUCAAGAUAAACCAACAUUUGUUCAGGACCGAUUUCCUUUUAAGGAAUUCUUCUCCAAUACACCUCAGCCAGUGUUUUCGGGCCAGUCAUUUGAGAAAGACAUGCGAGCUGCUAAGGGUUGCUUUCGGCAUCUUAAAACAAUGUUUCAAGAACUUGAAGAGUGUAGGGCAUUUGAAUUGCUCAAGUCAACUGUUGAUCGAUCAAAUUACCUGAUGACUAAACAAGCCAAGAUUGUGGCAAUGACUUGCACUCAUGCGGCUCUAAAACGGAAGGAUUUUCUCCAGUUUGGGUUCAAAUAUGACAACCUGUUAAUGGAAGAAAGUGCCCAAAUUUUAGAGAUUGAAACAUUCAUUCCCAUGUUGCUCCAGAGGCAGGAAGAUGGUUAUGCGCGUCUUAAACGCUGCAUAUUGAUUGGUGAUCAUCACCAGUUGCCUCCUGUUGUGAAGAAUAUGGCUUUCCAAAAGUACAGUCACAUGGAUCAGAGUCUAUUCACAAGGUUUGUUCGUCUUGGGAUUCCUUACAUUGAGCUCAAUGCCCAAGGUAGAGCUAGGCCAAGUAUAGCCAGACUUUACAAUUGGCGGUAUAGAGAUUUGGGUGAUCUUCCAUAUGUGAAAAAAGAAGCUAUUUUCCAUAGAGCAAAUGCUGGAUUCUCUUAUGAAUAUCAGCUUGUGGAUGUUCCUGACUACCUUGGCAGAGGGGAGACUGCUCCUUCUCCUUGGUUUUACCAAAAUGUGGGGGAGGCUGAAUAUGUUGUUAGUGUCUAUAUGUACAUGCGUUUAUUAGGAUACCCUGCAAAUAGGAUAUCCAUCUUGACAACUUAUAAUGGACAGAAACUUCUGAUCCGGGAUGUUAUUGCCAGACGAUGUCUUCCAUACAACUUCAUUGGCCCACCCAACAAAGUUGCCACAGUUGAUAAGUUCCAAGGUCAGCAAAAUGAUAUUAUCUUGUUAUCUCUUGUGCGCACUCGGUUUGUGGGCCACCUUCGUGAUGUUAGAAGGUUGGUUGUUGCCAUGUCUCGUGCUCGACUUGGGCUUUAUGUUUUUUGUCGCCGUUCUCUUUUUGAACAGUGCUAUGAACUUCAGCCCACUUUUCAACUACUCCUUCAACGACCUGAUCACCUAGCCCUAAAUAUGAACGAGGUUGCACCAUUUACAGACCGUAAUGUUGAGGACACAUUACCAAUGCAUCUUGUCAGUGGUCUUGAAGAGAUGGAGAGCAUUGUCAAUUAUAAAAUUUAUCAGGCCCAAAUGAUGAGCCGUCAGUUCGAUCAGUUUUCUGCAUACCCCGGGCAUGUACCUUCAAUGGGUGCCACGGAGCAAAAUGGUCUGCAGAAUUUGGAGUCUGGGAUCACUUCGUUGGAAUCUGGUACGCCUUUGUCGGAUGGUGCACGUGAAAAUAUUCCACCUGAAGACCAGAUGGAAAAUACUCCACCUGAAGGCAGGUCAGCUGGAAGUACACAGACGGAACCUCUUGCAAAUGAACAUGGAGAAGAUCAAACCAAGAGCCUUUCAAAUGGAGAAGCUGAUACAGGAACUUCAAACAGUGAUAAACAUGCUGUGGCACUUGAAAGUAGUUCAAAUGAAGAUAGCAAAAUGGAAGAGUAAAGGAUGAAUGAUCAAUUGGAUGUGAGCUAGGACCUGUAUCCCAAUUCAUCUAUGUCAACUCCAACAUCAUCUGUUGGACGCCUGUUCCAAAUCAGCAGCCCAACUGCUGAGAUCAUUCAUGCGUAACUAGUACAUUGGCAUCACCUGCGUCUGCGUCAACGAUCAAGGAGGUUCUCGGUCAAAAAGCAUGACAAACUAUGUGCAAGGGCCUAGAGCCACGAAAGCUUCAAAUCUAUGAAAAUUGCAAGCCAUGCCAUUCCUGUCCUAUCCAUACUGCAUUGAGAUUAUUGGCCAGGAGCAUGAUCUGGCUGCUUCGCCUAGCCACGUCAUUGAUGAAUUUUUCUCUAGAAACUCCUUUUCCUUUACUCCCCUUUUUGUACAUCGGCGGCAGGCAGGCAGGCGAGAAUGUAACAGCAGAGGUGUACAGAACAUGUAGACACUGCUUUAUGUGCUUAUUUUAAAUCUUGAAAUUCUGAGAAA
This is a messenger RNA of Diospyros lotus (date-plum), 5384 nucleotides long. RefSeq lists its product as uncharacterized. Gene Ontology annotation, molecular function: helicase activity; mRNA binding. The record is from RefSeq and is a predicted model, not a curated record. Gene Ontology annotation, cellular component: catalytic step 2 spliceosome. The coding region runs from base 213 to 4904 and encodes 1563 amino acids. Lineage: Eukaryota; Viridiplantae; Streptophyta; Magnoliopsida; Ericales; Ebenaceae. Gene Ontology annotation, biological process: mRNA splicing, via spliceosome. The transcript is spliced from 14 exons.